AUGGAACCUUUAUCGGAGCUUAUUGGCUUUGAGAAAGCGCCUCCGAUCGAGAAUUCUACUAUGCCAGUUGCUGAUAUUCCAUGGAGCCCUCCACCUAUUGAUCCAUUGCCAGAACUUGGGGUUACUGAGAGAGCAAAGUUGAUCGACAGUCUGAGAAAGAAGGCAAAGGAAAGGAAAACAAAGCCGAGGAUUAUCGUGGGGCUGCCUGAGACACAAGGGAAGCGAAAGUUCAGUGCCAAAACAGCUUGUCUUGAGCGCGACGAUUUCAGUUGUGUGACCACCAAUUUCCCCCAGGUAGAUGUGGCUCACAUCUACCCGCUAUCCCUGAUGAAAAGUCAAUCAUCGGGAAACAACAAAUGCACUGACACGUACGACGACUUCUGGAAAACGCUGCACAUGUUCUGGCGCAAAGACCAAGUCGAUAAAUGGGAAGCCCGGUUGACGGGCCCAUGUGGCACAGAGCUUUGCGAGAAUUUGCUUUCCUUGUGCCCCAACGCCCACAGGCUUUGGGGGGCUUUUUACUUUGUCCUCCAGCCGCUCCAUCUGCGCGACGACGGUAAGGAGUUAAUCAUACGUUUCUACUGGCUGCCUGAGGUCACGCGAGAUAAGGUUCAGGUCCAGGACAAACCGAGUAUUUCGCUUCAUCCCCCCGCAGAAUUACUCAAUCUUCGUGUUGAGAACACUGAUGGAUCCGUGCAUAAGAUGAAUUCUGGUGAUCUGGUCAUUUUCCAAACCAAAGAUCCAGAAAGUCUGCCAUUGCCAUCAUGGAAUCUCCUCCAAAUGCAAUGGAUUCUCCAUAGGAUCGGUGCCCUCAGUGGAGCAGCCAACGUCCCUAUGAAGACGUGGGAUUGCGAUAGUGAGGAUGAGGGUUCCAACAUGGGGUUGGAAGAUGUUUUCGAGCCUUACUAA
This is a messenger RNA of Penicillium concentricum, 909 nucleotides long. Its product is annotated as HNH endonuclease signature motif containing protein. Bases 1 to 909 code for a protein of 302 amino acids. Lineage: Eukaryota; Fungi; Ascomycota; Eurotiomycetes; Eurotiales; Aspergillaceae. The record is from RefSeq and is a predicted model, not a curated record. The transcript is spliced from 3 exons.